Molecule: messenger RNA, 345 nt
Organism: Podospora pseudopauciseta
Lineage: Eukaryota; Fungi; Ascomycota; Sordariomycetes; Sordariales; Podosporaceae
Exons: 4
Coding region: 1-345 (114 amino acids)
Source: RefSeq, a predicted model, not a curated record
AUGUUGGAAGUGGCCGAAAAACUGCCGCUAUCUUUUAUGGCCAGUUUCUUUGCUUUGGACGUCGAUAUCUUCCCCAAAGAUGAGGCCUCAGAAGAAACCUCGUGGCCGCUCGGUCAAGUUUGCGGUUAUCUGUUUGGCAUCUCUGCUUCCAUUUUCACACCAUUAGUCAGCAUAGCGGUUUACGUGAACGACCUGUCUGACGCUGUUCGGAAGGCAUAUCGUCGCCUUGUAAAAAAGAAGGACGCACAAGGCGGUGGUAACAAGGCUCCUGGUGUCGACGGUCAAACUGGGUUGUUGAUCAUCAAUUUCCACCGCCAAAGUCCCGAGGAAAGACUGCCUCUUUGA